CAGGACGGGCAUGAUGGCUUCCACUUGAUCUCAGCAGAUAUCUGAGUGUUGCAGAACCCAGUGCGCCUCAGCAUGGACUCUCCGGUGAAGGCUCGGAGCAGAAGGCCGGUCGCGGCGCCGCCUGCAGCCCCCGACGGCGGCUACGCCUGGUUCAUCCUGCUCUCCUGCUUCCUCGUCUUCGGUCUGACCUUUGGGGUCGUUAAGGCCUUCGGUGUGUUCUAUGUUGAGAUACAGCGGUACUUUGAAACCACGGCGACAGGAACAUCGUGGAUCACGUCUAUCGCUGUGGCCACUAUCCACAUUGUGGCACCGUUAGCAUCCGCGCUCAGCGCUCGCUACAGCCAUCGCACCGUCGUGAUGAUGGGUGGACUGAUAUGCAGUCUGGGAGUUGCGUUGGGGGCUUUUGCUCGUAACAUCACUGAGCUCUACCUAACAGUCGGCUUCCUAAAUGGUUUCGGUUACGCAUUAACCUGGACCCCCACAGUGACCAUGUUGGGCCUUUACUUUGAGAAAAGGCGCCCGAUGGCAAACGCCUUAUCCAGCUCUGGAGAGUGCAUUCUCACCUUUGUCCUCACACCCCUGUUCCAGCUGCUGAUCGACAGCUUCUCCUGGAGGGGAGCUUUGCUGAUUCUCGCGGGUCUGCAGCUCAACCUGUGUGUGUGCGGGAUGCUGCUGAGGCCCCUAAAAGCCGCCGGAGAUGUUCGCCGUACAGUUGAAGAGACUGAGGAGAAACCUAAGUCCACCAAAGACUCAGCAGCUAAGAGGGCAGAGCUAAAGGCCAAAAUCCUCCGCUACGUAGAUUACACCCUCAUCACAAAUGCUCGGUUCAUGGUCUACUCUAUGUUUGGGGUGUUUGCCGCUCUGGGUUUCUUCGCUCCGGCUCUGUUCCUGGUUCCGUACGCUCGCAGUAAGGGCAUCGAGGAGUACCAGCAGCUGACGGCGACGGUGAUCCUGCUCGGUACGGUGAUCCUCCUGUGCCCGCUGGCCUCCUCCUUCACAGAGCUGGCUGUCUUCAGCGCCGCUUACGGUCUGGUGUACGGCGCAACGGUGUCCAUCCACAUCACCGUGCUGGCCGAGGUCGUGAGCAUCCAGAGGCUCGGGAGCGCGCUGGGGUUUUUCAUGCUGAUACGCAGCAGCGGAGGCCUGCUCGGGCCGCCCAUCGCUGGAUUCUUCAUUGACAAGAUGAGCGACUACGGGACGGGCUUCCUCAUGGCUGGCGUGGCUCUCAUCGUCUCUGCUUUGUUCCUGCUCCUCCUCCACCAGAUGAACCGAAGGGGCCGGAGCACAGACGCCAAGAACCACGACGUGAGCAUGGAUAAAGAGCUGGAGCAGGACAUGACAUGAACAUUAGUGUGUGUUCUUCUGUUGUUGAUGAAUCUGGAUCUAAAGGUUACUGUAGAAAAAAAUGGAGAAAGGCAAGGACAGUUGAGUUUUCAGUCCAAAUAAGUCAUCUGCGGCAUCGAGAGGGGGCUGUUUGUAGCUAUAGGUGGGUGACAAAUGAAAAUAAAAACCAAAAUAAAAUGUCUUAGUUACGUGUUGGCCAACGACGUACCACCGGAACAGCUUCAACGCGCCUCGGCUUCAAUCUCCAAGUCUUAAGAACUCUGUUGGACCAAAAUGUAUUCUCAUAAAGAGCAACUUCUAACAUAUCGAUAGAUGUUCCACUGGAAUGAGAUCUGAUGACUGCGAAGGCCAAAACACAUUAUUCACAUCUUCUUCAUCAAACGGUUCAGUGAAUCCUGUGGAUGGGGGAACUGUCAGUGUGAAAGAAACCUCCCCCGUAAGGAUAGAAAUCUUUCAUCCUGUCACUCAAAACAGUUUGGUAUUGAUUUGCAACUUAGGGGACAACUGGACCCAAACCGUGUCAGCAGAACAGUUCCCGUCACUGUAGAGGUCGAGGGUUUCCUUUAAUUUGUCACCCGUCUUCAUAUCUAUGGCAUCUUUAGGAAAGUAAUUACGUGAUUGGUAUGAAGUCUUUGAAGCAGCUCUUUCAUUCAGAUGCACCUCAGAGUGAAAUCCAGGCACAUUUUCAGUCAAGGGGGGGAUUUGAAAAUGCUUUAUUGUUGGACAAAUUGGUAAUCAGCCACAGCACAAAAACCACUGGCAGGUGAACUGUAUGACAUUAUAAACCUUAUUAUGGUCCAGUGUUCUGCUGGGGAAUCUUGGGUCCUGGUAUCGUGUGCAUGUGAAGCACUCCCUGAUGGCGGCAGCUUCCCCCAGCACGACAUCUAACGCACCCCGAGAGGUUAAACUGUUCUGGUGGCACAAGGGGGACCUACACAAUAACACACAAAUGGUUUUUAAUGUUGUGGCUGAUUUGUUCAUCCCUCCUCCUUACUAUCAGUAAUUUUGGUCCAGUCCCUCAAGCUGACUGGAGAAAGAGCUCACUUUCUGUAAUGCAUUAAACUACAGUAACGUUCGGCCACUUUCCUGCAGAUACGUCACUUUAUGUCACUACGCUGCAGUUAUAGAGCCUUAAAGUUCAGCCUUCAGGUUUAUAAGUUGAUUUUUUUUAAAAAGCAAAAGCAUCUGUUUUCUAUCUGUUGUCAUAAAGAAACUCUUUUGUUGUUGAA
Molecule: messenger RNA, 2573 nt
Organism: Stegastes partitus (bicolor damselfish)
Lineage: Eukaryota; Metazoa; Chordata; Actinopteri; Pomacentridae
Product: monocarboxylate transporter 2
Exons: 7
Coding region: 73-1344 (423 amino acids)
Biological process (GO): monocarboxylic acid transport; transmembrane transport
Molecular function (GO): monocarboxylic acid transmembrane transporter activity
Source: RefSeq, a predicted model, not a curated record